This is a messenger RNA of Cynocephalus volans (Philippine flying lemur), 2495 nucleotides long. RefSeq names its product syntaxin 1A (gene STX1A). The transcript is spliced from 9 exons. The record is from RefSeq and is a predicted model, not a curated record. Gene Ontology annotation, cellular component: SNARE complex; synaptic vesicle; presynaptic active zone membrane. Bases 26 to 781 code for a protein of 251 amino acids. Gene Ontology annotation, biological process: synaptic vesicle fusion to presynaptic active zone membrane; intracellular protein transport; exocytosis. NCBI's taxonomy places the organism in Eukaryota, Metazoa, Chordata, Mammalia, Dermoptera, Cynocephalidae. Gene Ontology annotation, molecular function: SNARE binding; SNAP receptor activity.
CCGCGCCGCUGCCACUCCCGGGAGCAUGAAGGACCGAACCCAGGAGCUUCGCACGGCCAAGGACAGCGAUGAUGACGAUGAUGUCACUGUCACCAUGGACCGAGAACGCUUCAUGGAUGAGUUCUUCGAGCAGGUGGAGGAGAUCCGAGGUUUCAUUGACAAGAUCGCAGAGAACGUGGGGGAGGUGAAGCGGAAACACAGCGCCAUCCUGGCCUCCCCCAACCCUGACGAGAAGACAAAGGAGGAGCUGGAAGAACUCAUGUCUGACAUAAAGAAGACAGCGAACAAAGUUCGUUCCAAGUUAAAGAGCAUUGAGCAGAGCAUCGAGCAGGAGGAAGGCCUGAACCGCUCCUCGGCCGACCUGAGGAUCCGGAAGACACAGCACUCCACUCUGUCCCGAAAGUUUGUGGAGGUCAUGUCGGAGUACAAUGCCACGCAGUCUGACUACCGCGAGCGCUGCAAGGGCCGCAUCCAGAGGCAGCUGGAGAUCACUGGCCGGACCACAACUAGUGAGGAGCUGGAGGACAUGUUGGAGAGUGGGAACCCCGCCAUCUUUGCCUCCGGGAUCAUCAUGGACUCCAGCAUCUCCAAGCAGGCUCUGAGCGAGAUUGAAACACGGCACAGUGAAAUCAUCAAGCUGGAGAACAGCAUCCGCGAGCUGCACGACAUGUUCAUGGACAUGGCCAUGCUUGUUGAGAGCCAGGGCACUUUCCCGAAGUCCUGUCCUGAGCCAGGGGUCCAUCUGGAGCUCGGGUACCCCUGGCCCUGCAGGGGGAGAUGAUUGACAGGAUCGAGUAUAAUGUGGAGCACUCGGUGGACUACGUGGAGAGAGCCGUGUCUGACACCAAAAAGGCUGUCAAGUACCAAAGCAAGGCGCGCCGGGUCAGUAGCCCUGGCUCUACCUGAGCCCACAUCCCACCACCCAGUAGAGCCCCCAGACCAUCCCACAUCCCUGCCCGUUCUACCUCUUCGAAGCUCUUCACCUCGCCACUACACUAAUCUCGGAUCAUCACCUUCCCCACUUUUAGAUCCCCCAGACUCUCCAGCCUUCAACCCCCAUUAUAGUCUCUCCCCAGCUUCCGUCCCCCACUCUGUCUGAGGCCUCUCCUUCUCACUCCCUGUGCAGAAGAAAAUCAUGAUCAUCAUCUGCUGUGUGGUCCUGGGCAUUGUCAUCGCCUCUACCUUUGGAGGCAUCUUUGGAUAGAAACCACCCCACCUGCCACUCCGUUCUAGAUGGGCCAUCCCAGGAGGCCCCUGGCUGCUGCCGCCUGGCUGAGCUGCUCUCCCCAACCCCACCUUCUGGCUCAGAGCACCCUCCCUCCCUCCCACCCUGCCCUGAGCCUUGUCGUAUGCAUGAUUAUUGUAACAGUGUGUGUCUGUACAGAAGAGGCAGAGGGGAGCGGGGCCAGGAAACAGCCAGGGGGGUAGGGAUGGGUCAGCAAGGGGCAGACUCAGGCCCUGGCCCAGGCUGCCCCACCCUCACCAGGCAGGGCUGCCUAGGGUGGCACAUGCUGCCCUUCUUCGUUCUCAGUAACUCCUGGGGUCUGCCCUUUCCUAAGAUCAAGGCUUUCUCUGGACCCCAACCUUGUCUCUAACUGAUGUGCCCAUCUGUCCUGUUCUCUGGCCUCUCUAGCUGUCCCAAGCCGAGCCCCCUGAGGGGUGGGGACCAGCUGGCCACAUGGUGCUGCUUUUCAGGUUAGGGGAGGGGAGGCCUUGAGGGACAGCCCAGCUCUAAGCCUCUAAUAGCUGAUCACUGCCAGGAGGCUCAGGGUGUCGUGGCUUCUGGCCACAUCAAGACCAGACUCCCCUACCUAAGGCAAAAGUCCAACAGGCCUUCAGCCUCAUCUUCCCUACCUACAUUCCUAUAGCCCCAGGAGAAACCCCUUUGGGCUAAGCCUGACCCCAAGUGACCCUCUGCUCUAGCCACUCUUGGAGCUAGGGAGGCAGAGCAGGCUGCAGUAAGUCCCCUGCCCUGGCAAAGCCAGCAGCCUGGGCCAGCCGCAGUCUCUGGCAGGCAUCAGUUGGGUCCUCAAGCCAGUGUUGCAUUUUUGAGACAGUGGUCCCUGCUCUUGUGCCCUGGGAAGUCGGAUACCACUCCAGGCCUGCAAUCUCAUCCUGCCCUUGCUGUCCUCCACUGAUGUGCCACAUGGGUGUCAGGUGUCUUGGAUGCAGUAUUCAGCAGCCAGCCAGCAAAGGCUACCUUCCUCCUUCCUGCCAUUUUGGGGCUUUUCAAGUCAGAAACGUGCCCUUACCCUAAGACCCUUCUUCCUCGUUGACAGGCAAGGAGUGUGCAUGCGAGUGCAUGCAGCAGGGGAUGGGGCCAUGUCUGUGCUCCACCUUCCCUCAGCUUUGCUCCUGCUGUGACUCUGACCACUGUCCGUGUUGCCUUCUCUAACAGCAAUUCCCUCCCACCCACAUCCCUUCACCAAAGGUCUUGGUACAACCAGCUGCCCAUUUUGUGAAAUUUUUAUGUAGAAUAAACAUUUGUAUCUGUA